Messenger RNA from Bufo gargarizans (Asiatic toad), 2218 nucleotides. It is a transcript of the gene RAD1, whose product is annotated as RAD1 checkpoint DNA exonuclease. Gene Ontology annotation, molecular function: 3'-5' exonuclease activity. The transcript is spliced from 6 exons. Gene Ontology annotation, cellular component: checkpoint clamp complex; nucleus. The record is from RefSeq and is a predicted model, not a curated record. Gene Ontology annotation, biological process: DNA repair; DNA damage checkpoint signaling. Lineage: Eukaryota; Metazoa; Chordata; Amphibia; Anura; Bufonidae. Bases 129 to 974 code for a protein of 281 amino acids.
CUUAAACAUGGCUGACAGCGCUUACCCGUGUUGAAGUAGAUUUAGGGAGGGAGAUGCUUGGCUACAGCCGUGUUUGAAGAGAGCUACGGAGCUGAUGAAGGGCGGCCUGUCAGUGAAGUGUCUCCAGCAUGUCGUUCUUGUCGCAGUCUGACGUGGAUGAAGACCAAUACGUGCUGACCUGCAGCCUGGACAACGUCCGCAACCUCUCCAACAUCCUGAAGGCCAUCCACUUCAAAGACCACGCAUCCUGCUUCGCCACCAGCAACGGACUGAAAGUCACAGUGGAGAAUGCUAAAUGCUUGCAGGCCAAUGCCUUUAUUCAGGCCGGGAUAUUUCAGGAAUUCAACGUCCGGGAGGAUUCUGUCGUGUUUCGCAUAAAUCUGACCGUUCUGCUCGACUGUUUGACUAUUUUUGGGGCAAGCGCUGUACCAGCCACUUGCACAGCCUUGAAGAUGGGCUACCAGGGCUACGGCCACCCCCUCACCCUAUUUCUAGAGGAAGGCGGGGUGGUGACUGUGUGUAAAAUUCACACCCAGGAGCCGGAGGAGACCCUGGACUUUGAUUUCUGCAGCACCAAUGUCCUAAAUAAAAUCAUCCUGCAGUCAGAAGGGCUCAGGGAGGCGUUCUCCGAACUGGACAUGACCAGCGACUUUCUGCAGAUCACCAUGUCUCCGGAGAAACCCUACUUAAGAUUGUCCACGUUCGGUAAUGCGGGAAGCGCCCACCUGGAUUACCCCAAAGACUCGGAUCUGAUAGAAGCGUUUCACUGCACCCAGACGCAGACCAACAGAUACAAGAUCUCCCUGCUGAAGCCGUCUACCAAGGCCCUGGCCCUGUCCUGCAAGGUGUCCAUACGGACUGACAACCGCGGCUUCCUCUCGCUGCAGUACAUGGUCAGGAACGAGGACGGCCAGAUCUGCUUUGUGGAGUAUUACUGCUGUCCCGACGAGGACCUCCAGGACGGGGAAUCUUAACUUCAUGGUUUCCUCCAACCUUCUGGAUUUGUGGAACAAAGCGUAAUCCACGUAAAAAGUUCUUCUAACUUUCAUUCCUCACCAGCUUCAAAACCUCCGUUUGCCGUCGGUGAAUAAAUGAAUACACCCAGAGGCUUAAAACCUGCGCAGACACAGCUGAGGGUUUGUUACAAUUGAAUCCAGCGUAGAACCUCUCUAAGGGCAUGUCCACAUAUGCGGAUUGUAGCUCCAUCCACCCACCGAGGCUCGCACCGCGCCAACCAGGGACACAUCCCUUCUUAGUCAGUCGAGCCUUUAAAUGUGAAAUGCAGCCCAUUGAAAACAAUAGGAGGCGCAUCCAAUUUUGAUGCAGUGUCCUCGCCAAAAACGCAGCAGCUGCACAAAUCUCUCUCCUGCCCUAAUCAUUUGCUACAAUGUGUCAGUGAAGGUCAAAUGUAUCUGUACGGAGGGAAGACUGUUUAGUUCGCAGGAUGCAACUGUGACGAAAUGUCAGCUGUGAAGAACGUUAGGCAUGUAUCCAUUUUUAGUUUCUGGAUAUAGACGGUGUUCCUAUUCACAGACAGCAAGCUGAGAUCUUAAAACACAAAGGUCAGCUCUGCUGUUUUGUGGGGUGAACUCAUUGCUUGGUGCGGAGGAAGACUAAGCAUAGGUUUAAUGCCAGAUAUUUGGCGUUCUCCCGCUGACAGUCUGCGCCCAACCCCCUAAAAUCUGACAUUUUUGUCACACGGAUAAAACCCUUGGUUCUUACAGAUAAAGAGUUAAAAAUGUAUAUUCUGCCUAUCUGCAGCCACCACCAGGAGGAGCUGGAGAGCUUACUAUAUGAUUGAGCGCAGUGUAUGAACAGUAUACAGUGGAGCUCCCCCUAGUGGUGGCUGCAGGAGCUGGAAUCUUGGAUCUGGAGCGAAGGAUCAGCAUCUGAUACUGAUGGGGAUAUAUUGAGAAAUCGGUCUGCCUCUGGACCGCUGCACGGCUGCAGACUUACGCCUCAUGCAGACGUCCGUGAGAUACCGGACUGGCGUUGCAGGAGCACACUGUGUCGCUGGUUGCUAUGACGCCUGCCAAUGCCAGUCCGGUAUUUGACGGACCUCGUUCCACAGACGUCUGCAUGAGGCUUUCGUGGCACCAAACUUUCCCAGAAACAGAUAGAAGAACCGGCAGAGGAGGGUCUGCCUGUACUGGGGAUUAUGAGCUGUAUAUGGAGGGUUUCUACUGUAUAUUUUCUUGGAUGUACAAAAAGUAUUUUU